CCAGCUGACGUCAAGAACAGGACUCUUCUAUUGGAUUAUAUUAUAGUUUUAUAUUCUCAGUGAAAUUCUAUUUUCGCCAUGUUUUUAAAUAAUCCCAGGUCAUGAAAAGAACUAAAAGGAUUUUAAAGUAAAGGAGUUACUUUUGGAGAGAGAAAAAUAAAAACUUUUUUGUAAAGUUGCCAUGAAACGACGAAAGUGUGGAGUAAAUAACAAGAUGGCCGUAUGUCAACAGUCCCUGUGUCUGUGUCUGUUUAUUCUAUCGAUUGUGACGAUGGUUAAUGGUGCAGAUUUAACUUACCAAAUCCCCGAAGAGCAACCGGUGAACACUUUUAUUGGAAACAUAUUAAACGAUACUGCUAAUGUUAGAAAUGUUGUAAGCGACGAAGAUUAUUCCAAAUUACGAUUGAGUUUUUUAACCGAAGGUAACGCCAUCACCUCCUUGUUUGGUUUGGAUGAGAGCACCGGAGAAUUAUCCGUCGGUCCUAAAUCCACGUUAGACCGAGAAACGAUUUGCCCUUUCAGUGUCAACUGUGUCAUUUCUCUCGAUGUUGUUAUCCAGUCGCCUCUGAAUCAAUUCUUUCGCAAGGUUUCCGUCAACGUUAUCUUAGACGAUGUCAACGACAACCCACCUCGAUUUCCUAGCGAUUCCGUGGCUCUUGAUGUAUCUGAAGCCGUUUUAGUAGGUGCUUCCAUUCCUUUAGAAGGUGCCUCGGAUCGAGAUAAGGGCAGGAAUAAUUCCUUACAAACCUAUGAGAUUGUCCCAAGUGAUGGGGCUUUCGGAGUAUCGUUCCGAAAGAACCUCGACGGAACCUCUUAUCUCAACCUGGUUGUCAAAAAAGAGCUGGAUCACGAGACUACCAAUAGAUAUUCCCUGCAGAUAGUUGCUAAAGAUGGCGGAGUUCCACCAUUACAGGGGAUCAUGAAAGUUGAGGUGACUGUCACUGACGUUAACGACAACCUACCCAAGUUCAACAAAGAUAGCUACAGUGUUAACGUGGACGAAAAUGUUUCUCAAAAUUCCGUUAUUCUCACAGUUGAAGCAACUGAUUUGGAUUCUGGCGACAAUGGAGACAUAACUUACAAAUUAAGUUCUCAUCAAGAUCAGAAAAUCCUGAACCUGUUCUCAAUCGAUCCGAGAACGGGUGCUAUGGUUGUUACUGGUGAUCUGCAGGGCGAGGCUACAGAACGUUAUGACGUCAUUGUUGAAGCUAGUGACCAUGCGUUGCAGCCGUUUACAAGUCAAAUUGUCGUUACUGUCACUGUGCGCGAUGUUAUCAAUAGCUCACCUAAAUUAACUGUCAACAUCCUAUCAGGUGCGAGCAUCUCGGAAUACGCCAGUCUGGGUGCAGCCGUCGCACACGUAGCCGUUAAAGACUCCGAUCGAGGUCGCAACGGAAUCGUCACCUGCAAGUUGCAGAACCAAAUUUAUUUCGAUCUUCAGGGCUUUGAUGUCGAUGAGUACAAAGUCAUUGUCGCUAAGCAGUUGGACAGUGAAGUCACCCACCAACAAAAUGUUACAAUCAUCUGCGAAGAUGCUGGAACGCCGCCACUGACAGCCAAUUCAACAUUUGUCAUCAAAGUGAUUGAUGAAAACGAUAAUGCGCCAGCUUUUAUGGAAAUGAGAUAUUCCGCCAAUAUUACAGAAAAUAACAAAAUGGGCCAAAGCAUACUAACAGUGACAGCCCAAGAUUUAGAUUCGGGAACCAAUGGUGAAGUUAGAUAUUCUCUCGCGUCAGAUUCCUCGGGACAAUUUUUAAUAUCCCCAGAAGAUGGAGUCAUCAUGGCUAACACACGAUUUGAUUACGAGACACACAAAUACGUCAACUUCACCAUAUUAGCCAUUGAUCAAGGCAAGCCACAAAAAACAGCCACAGCGAAAGUAGCAGUUAAAAUCUUGGAUAUCAAUGACGAACCCCCGAAAUUUUCUCAAGAAAUUUUUACAGUGCCUGUUUCCGAAGUGGCCCGACCAGGUGAACUGGUUUCAAUAAUAUCGGCUAUAGAUUUCGAAUCGGGAGUAAACGGCGAACUCGAGUACUAUUUUGUGAACAAAACGCCAUCCAUCCCAUUCACGUUGUUAAGAAACGGAUCAGUGAUUUUAGAUGAAUCUUUAGAUUAUGAGAAGAAGUCGGUGUACGAAUUCAGGGUGAUGGCUGUCGAUAAAGGCACACCCCCUCUCAACGCCACAGCUCGUGUUAUCGUUAAAGUUAAAGAUAUUAAUGAUAACGUACCCAUUAUAACCUUCCCAAACGUUUCUAACUAUCUUGUAAAUGUAACUUUCGCUGAUACUACGGGCACUGUCAUCUCUCGGAUACGGGUCACUGAUUACGACUCGGGGCUAAACGGACAGAUUCAUUACGUCAUCACGGCGCGUAAUGAUAGCGGGAGAUUCGACAUCAAUUCGAAGACGGGGGAAAUCUUUACGACUAGAAGUUACGAUAUGGAUGAUAUCAACAUGUAUCGUCUGAUUGUCAGUGUUCAGGAUAAAGGCAGUCCGCCAUUAGCCAAACAUACCACGCUUUUAAUUAAACUGACCAAAGGCAACGGCACAGCUGCUGCCGCACACGUUCUCGGCAACGAACAGAAUAUUUUGAUAACUUUAACGAUCGUCUGUGUGACCAUUGUCCUCUCGGCCACCAUUGUGUUAAUUAUUGUCAUCAUGAGGCGCCGAGACAGAAAGAGAGAGGGUACCAAUAGCAGACAAACAAACGGAAAUAAUGAAACUGGAAAAUACGAUGACCCAAUUAAAAGCAAUAACAUCAACGAGAUGAAAUCCAAUAUGGCGGAUGAUGGCGAUUUUGGAUUUCCGGUGCCAUCUGACACAAGUUCUGUUUUACAAAACCCGUCCUGUUUAGACAAUAAAACCAAGACAAGCAACCAGUAUAAAGACAACAGCAUGUCUCCAAACAGUUUGAAUUUAAAGCUGGAUUCCUCUGGUCGUCAAGAGAGUAAUAAUAUAGAUCAGCUAGCCGCGUUACAGUUACAUCAUGCCUUGUUACAGAAUUACAAACAAUCACAGGCUUCAUCUAAUCACUGGCCACGACAAGGCAAUGUAGCUGAUGACGUCAAUAGCGACGCUUCAGGGGAGACCACUACGAGUGACAGCGGCCGGGGCGGAAGUGAAGAAGACAUUACCAGUCAUAAUGGAACUCAAACAUUUGAUGAACACGAUUUGUCAAGAGAUAUACAGAUUAGUAAUAGUAGUUUCCAGUCACAAGGCAACGUUUCUAGUCAUAGCAACGCUUCCAAUCAACCAGUAAAAUCAAGCGUUAAAGAUCCCGUUCGGAAUAGUUCCAGAAAGCACGUGACAUUCCGCGAAGCAUCAGCAUUAAAAAAUAAUCCGGCGGGUUCUGUUCUUCCUUCACCGCGAAACGCAAAUCAACCACAAGGAGAGAUUGACUCUUAUAACAAGGUUUCUGAUUGGAGGAAACCUAAUAUUCUAUAUGCACAACACCCGCACAAUAAUUUAAACAAUAACCACAGGACACAACAAAAUGGUGGCGCGAAUGCGCAAAGACUGAGUAAUGGACGUUUCCCGCCAAAAGGUGUAGAUCCCUCUUAUAAAAAUAGUGCAAAUCGAACAGACGAUAAAUAUCUGAACAACGGACAUUAUAUUCCUAUGGGGAAUAACAAAGUGCUAUCACAUAGUGACUACAUACCUAUGACUGGGGGAAUAGCCCAUCAUAGAGACUGGCGUAACGACAGCGUCCUCACCAUGACAACAGAAGAUGGCGACGAUCGUUCUACAACAACUUCCGGUAGUUAUACAAUAGAAAAUGAAGAUCGUUUCGCCGGUUUAGACUAUUCUGAUUGGAAAGAUGUCGUCGUUUAAAUGUAUUUUUCUAAGUGUGUGUGUUUUGUGCACAUGUGUGUUUUCUAUGUGCAUAGUUUGUGUUUUUUGUGUAGUCUAUAUGUGACACUAAAUUACAGAUUGCAGUAAAUUAUGAAAUGUCCAGAUAGAAAAUUUACAUCAAAUUAUAAAAAAAAUUUAUUUCUUACGCUGUUUUAAACUUAAAUAGUAAAAUUAUGUAAAGCACGUUACAAUUUUUCAUGUUUUCAGAAAUGUUCAACCAUCUUGUAGGCCUAUUGCUUGCCCCAUAAUCACUUACGAUGUUAUUUUUAUUAUGGUCAGAUAUUUUAGCUGACAGUUUUGGAUAUCAUUUCUGAUAAACACCCAGUUUGCAUUUAUAUUUUGUAGAAUUUCAGCGCAAAAUAUAAUUUAAAUGGCUAUCAUUCAAGAUGCUGUUAAUUCUUCGAAACAUUUUUUCUAAUAAGAUUAAGACUACCUCUGUUUUGUAAAUGACAUACUCUGAUACCAGAAAGCAUUUAAAUACGUUUUCGUAUAAUACAAGCAGCGUUAUACAAUGUGUGUGUCUGUCAAUCAAAUUCAAAUUACAUUUUUAUUUCGUUCCAUUUCGUUUGGUUUCCAUAGUAAACAUUUCAAUCCAAACGAGCCCAGUAGAAUAUAACUCACGGAAUAUAAAGCGAAACGAAAUAAUAUCUUUAAAUGUUUAAUUCGUUUUGCAUCAUUUUUAUAGGACCGAUUUAAAUCUAGACGAAGCCGGUUAAAUAUAAAAUAGGGAAUACAAAACGGAACGAAAUAGCAUUUAAUUUUAAUGGAUUGAAAUGUAUGUCUGUGUAUUAAUUGUGUAGUAUUCGGCAUGUAAUGCGAAUGUACGUGUAUUUUUGUGUUUUGGAAUGUAAAAAUCUGUAUUGAAAUUACCAGAAAUGUGACAGAUUUUGUUAAAAUGAUAUCAAAUAUCACGUUAUUUUUUUAUAUUGUUUUGUAUUAAAGAUUAGAUGAAGAGAACAUAUUUAUUAGCGUCCAUAAAUUGUAUAUGAUAAUUAUUAUAGCCUGUAUUGUACAGAUUAUUAUAUUAAUGAAGCAAUGUGUCUUCUUGCCAUGUCUGAAAAUGAUGUUAU
Messenger RNA from Patella vulgata (common limpet), 4920 nucleotides. Its product is annotated as protocadherin gamma-B1. The record is from RefSeq and is a predicted model, not a curated record. Gene Ontology annotation, cellular component: plasma membrane. The transcript has 5 exons. Gene Ontology annotation, molecular function: calcium ion binding. Lineage: Eukaryota; Metazoa; Mollusca; Gastropoda; Patellidae. The coding region runs from base 182 to 3829 and encodes 1215 amino acids. Gene Ontology annotation, biological process: homophilic cell-cell adhesion.